AUGACUGAUCUCGGGGAUCUCCACUACUUCCUGGGUAUGAAGGUCAGCCGGUCCUCGGCUGGUCUCUUUCUGUCACAGCGACAGUAUGCUCUGGACAUUCUACAGCGGGCUGGCAUGUCUGACUGCCACCCCUCACCUACACCGGUCGACACGUCCUCGAAGCUCUCUGCUUCCGACGGCGAGCUUCUUCCCGACGCCACCGACUACAGGAGCAUCGUGGGCGGCCUUCAGUAUCUCACACUGACGCGCCCCGAUCUCUCCUACGCUGUUCAGCAGGCCUGCCUUCACAUGCAUGCUCCGCGCACGUCUCACUUGGCUCUCGUGAAACGUGUUCUGCGGUAUGUUCGGGGUACACUGGAGUUUGGCCUCCAGCUCCACGCCUCCUCGUCGACCGCCCUUGUGGCCUACUCCGACGCCGACUGGGCAGGUUGUCCGGACUCGCGUCGCUCCACCUCCGGUUACUGCGUCUACUUCGGUGAUAGUCUCAUCUCCUGGUCCUCCAAGCGACAGACCACCGUGUCCCGUUCCUCUGCAGAGGCUGAGUACCGCGCCGUCGCCCACGCCGUCGCCGAGUGCUGUUGGCUCCGCCAGCUGCUCCAGGAACUUCAUCGCCCCCUGAGCUCUGCCACGGUUGUCUACUGUGACAACGUCUCCGCCAUCUACAUGUCCUCGAAUCCGGUGCAACAUAAACGUACCAAGCACAUCGAGAUAGACAUCCACUUCGUCCGCGAGAAGGUGUCCUUGGGAGAGGUCCGUGUUCUGCAUGUUCCGUCCUCCCACCAGUUCGCGGAUGUCAUGACGAAGGGAUUACCGAGUCAGCUCUUCCUCGACUUUCGGUCCAGUCUCAACAUCCGAGAACCUCCCGCUGGGACUGCGGGCGGGUGUUAG
This is a messenger RNA of Lolium perenne, 888 nucleotides long. RefSeq lists its product as uncharacterized. Lineage: Eukaryota; Viridiplantae; Streptophyta; Magnoliopsida; Poales; Poaceae. The record is from RefSeq and is a predicted model, not a curated record.